UCCGCUGCGGCUGAGGGGAGGCGACGUCGCCGUUGGUGGGGCCGCCGCCAGAGCCUCCGUCGCCGCCGCCUCACUUCCUCUUCCGGCCGAGAAGGAGGCGGAGGUGAGUCAGUCAGUCGGUCGGUCUGUCGGCGCCGGCGGCGGCCUCCUCCUCCUCGCCUCCCCCGCCUCCCAGGGCCGAAGGGGGACAAAAAAGGAGCGCGAGGGUCAAGACGGGGCCGCCUCCCCCCCGCCCAGCCGCCGCCGCCCCAGCCGCCAUGGAGCCGGAGUCGGUGAUCGAGGACAAGACCAUCGAGCUCAUGACAAGUGUGAAAAGGAAACCCCAUUCGAAUCCCUAUUCAUUCUGGAUUGGUGGAUCUGAAGCACAGAAACAGAGUUUCAGUGUUCUGUGCCAAGGUCUUUGUGGCUAGGCUGCUCCAACCUGGUAGAGAGCAUGUGCGCACUGAGAUGCCUGCAGAGCAUGCCCAGUGUCAGAUGUCUCCAGAACACUUCAGUAAUGGAGGAUCAGAAUGAAGAAGAGUCUCCAAAGAAAAACACACUGUGGCAGAUAAGCAAUGGAACUUCAUCUGUGAUAGUCUCAAGAAAGCGACCAUCGGAAGGAAACUACGAGAAGGAAAAAGACUUAUGUAUUAAAUAUUUUGACCAGUGGUCUGAAUCGGAUCAGGUUGAAUUUGUGGAACACCUUAUUUCACGAAUGUGUCACUAUCAGCAUGGACAUAUUAAUUCUUACUUGAAGCCCAUGCUGCAAAGGGACUUCAUCACUGCUUUACCAGAGCAAGGCUUAGAUCACAUAGCAGAAAACAUCCUAUCCUACCUUGACGCCAGGUCACUCUGUGCAGCAGAGCUUGUUUGUAAGGAAUGGCAACGAGUUAUUUCCGAGGGCAUGCUAUGGAAGAAGCUUAUUGAGAGAAUGGUACGAACUGAUCCACUCUGGAAAGGACUGUCCGAAAGAAGGGGCUGGGAUCAGUACCUGUUUAAAAAUAGACCUACAGAUGGCCCUCCCAAUUCAUUUUACAGAUCACUGUACCCCAAAAUAAUUCAAGAUAUAGAGACUAUAGAGUCUAACUGGCGAUGUGGAAGGCACAACUUGCAAAGAAUUCAGUGCCGAUCUGAAAACAGUAAAGGUGUUUAUUGCUUACAGUACGAUGAUGAGAAGAUCAUCAGUGGCCUUCGAGAUAACUCUAUUAAGGUUUGGGAUAAAACAGGACUGGAAUGUUUGAAAGUAUUAACGGGACAUACUGGCUCCGUUCUCUGCCUGCAGUAUGAUGAAAGAGUCAUUGUAACUGGAUCUUCAGAUUCCACUGUGAGGGUGUGGGAUGUGAACACCGGUGAAGUCCUGAACACACUGAUCCAUCACAACGAGGCCGUGCUUCACUUGCGCUUCAGUAACGGUUUAAUGGUGACCUGCUCGAAGGACAGAUCGAUCGCUGUUUGGGAUAUGGCGUCACCAACGGAUAUCACUCUACGCCGUGUAUUGGUGGGCCAUCGGGCGGCGGUUAAUGUGGUGGACUUUGAUGACAAGUAUAUCGUAUCAGCUUCUGGGGACAGGACCAUUAAAGUCUGGAGCACCAGCACAUGUGAAUUUGUUCGCACACUUAAUGGGCACAAGCGAGGCAUUGCUUGCCUCCAGUACAGGGAUCGACUUGUUGUGAGUGGAUCAUCAGAUAAUACUAUUAGGCUCUGGGACAUUGAAUGUGGAGCCUGUUUAAGAGUACUAGAAGGACACGAAGAACUGGUUCGAUGCAUCAGAUUCGAUAACAAGAGGAUUGUAAGCGGAGCCUAUGAUGGUAAAAUCAAAGUUUGGGACUUGCAAGCUGCUCUUGACCCUCGUGCCCCAGCAAGUACGCUGUGCUUACGCACGUUAGUGGAACACUCAGGACGUGUUUUUAGACUCCAAUUUGAUGAAUUUCAGAUCAUCAGUAGCUCCCAUGAUGAUACCAUUUUGAUUUGGGAUUUUUUAAAUGUGCCCCCCAAUGCACAAAACGAGACACGUUCUCCAUCUAGAACAUACACAUACAUCUCCAGAUAACAGUCUGCAAUUUACUGCUCUCCAAGGAUUCCACAGUCUUUGAACUACUGGAUAUUUGGCUAUUACACACCUGAAGACAUUAGCCACAGCUACAGUCAGAAGUGGUUCUAGAUGCUGUGUAGAUGCGAAGCAGCACAACUCUGUAUCUCAACUUGUCUCUUUUUCCAGUCUUUAGUCACUCAGUGAUACCCUCUGAGGGAACUGACUAGGAAUUCACUGAGUCCGGGUAGAAGAAAUCCAGUCUGUCCUUUACCGCGAUGCAAGAUCCAAAGCUUCAUGAGUAAAAUUGCCCAUAUACACUGAACUGAUGGCUUGUUUUUCCAGGAGUGAAUCAGAUGUCAAGGAAGGACUUGGCCUAAUUUAUAUUUGCUUUGCACUUUUGAUCUGACUCCGAAGAAGAAAAACAUUCUCAGUGAAAUGUGGGUGCCAAACACAUACCCGAAUGUACAGGGCUUUGCUUUCAAGGUCAUCCGCCUCCUGUAGACUUUUACAUUUCAUGACCGAUUCAGACCCUGUUUUUUGUUUCCUUUUUUUUUUGGUCUAGGAAUAUCAUUUGGACUGAUUAGAAAUAUUUCUGAAUGCCUCAGUAAUAUUUUGGAUGACAGUUUAUUUCUGCUCCAGUAACUUGCUUUAAUUUAAAGAGAUUGUAAAUUGGGCUAGAUGAUCUAAACUAGGUGUACAGCACUGUUUUUUUUUCUUUUUAACUGUACUCUGAACUACAACCGUCCUCCUCCACCUAAUGUUUGAUAUAGUUAGAUCCUUCCUAUGUGCUUGCCUCAUUUUCAAUACCGUAACUGUAUAAGCAUGUAGAUAUAAUGUACAUAACAUAACCUCCAAGUGCUGGGAGUCAGGAUCUCCUGAUACUGUACAUCGAUGCCAAGGCAUAAGCGUUUAUGCAUCAAGGCACUCUAGCUACUGGCACAGUAUGGGGUUGGGAUGUAUUACUUCGGAAAUACUCCUGUGCAAAGGAGGGUAUUCGUUAGGAUUUCCCCUGCUCUUUAAAAAAAAAAAAGGAUGAAAUAUCUCUUAAACCCAUUCUUUAAAAAAAAAUGAAUUCUGUUUUUAUUUUUCUGCACUGCAGUAGCUGCAAAGCAUCUUGAAAAAGAAACCCUUUGGCCAAAGUUGCCUAUAUAAAUAUCUUGGAAAGUUCAUUCAAAUAAACCCCUUGGGUUGCCAUGCUUAUAAGGACUUUGAGAUGAAUGGCUGUUCCACUGUGACCUUCUGGGAGAUGAUUCAUGUUCCUUGCCAUUGAUGCAGAGAAACUGGUAGCCAAGGGGCACGUGGUUGGGACUUCUCCCCUGUGGAAGUAUGACUAGCCAUGGCAAGUUAGUCAUACGCUUGCCUACAAAAAAAAAAAAAUGAACUCUACAAAUGCUAUCUCUGCAUUUUUUUUGUUAUUGCUGGGCAGCAGCAUUUCUUGGCUUCUUCUAAUGCUCGUUUGGUAAUUACUGAUUAAUGAAAUGUAACGUUGAUUGAUCUAGGAGCACUAGUUGGAAUGGAUGCUGUCUUUCUUCAGUCAUAUGGUUUUGUGUUUCUCCUUUGCUGCCACUCCUGUCUUCUCUUUUGUUCAUUCUCUCUCUCUCUCUCUCUCUCUCUCUCUCUCUCUCUCUCUCUCUCUCUCCAACUCCCCCUUUGAGGGGUCAAGGAAUGUUGAUAACCAAUUUAAAAUGACCAAUGAAUGAAUAUUGCUUAUUUAGUGCAACAGCUGUGGCUGGAUACUUCACUCGCACACCUACCAGCUUGUCAAGUCAGAUUAACAAUGAAAGCACACGUCAGAGGUUUAAAAGACGUAAUGUGAGCUGCUUCUGGUAUUCUACUCUUUGCCUUCCUAGGUGUUAUGAAUCGAGUUUGUAAAUUCUCUUUUUGAACAUUGCAAGAAAGAUGAGUUACCUGGAUAUGAUCAAAUGUCAUAGAAUCCACAAGAGGGCACAUUCCCAUGUUCUCAGAUUUUAACAUGGUUGACAGUUACGGAAAUGAUUUCUUCUCUCUCUCCCCUUCCCUGUUUCUCCAUGCAAGCUGCGAUAUGAAAGACUUUCUGUUGCAGCUCUGAAGACAAAGGUAUUUAUGGAAAACUGUCCUUUUUUAAUGCAUGUGUAAGAUGAAAUUCAUGUUUUUCCAUGGGAAAUAAUGGUAUUUGAAGAUGCAGCCGAAACUACUUUUGAUUGUGCUUGGUGUAACAUAGCUGUGGAGUUUGUGACUGGCACCCCGAGGACCUCGGCCCCUGGGAUUAAGGAUAGUGAUCCUGGCUGUACUCUGGACUUUGUUUCGCUAAUCAUAACUGAGCAGCUGUAUGUUCCUGCUAGAUUAAUGUUUCAAAGCACUGGGAUAGUCUUAUUCUAACUUGUAAUUAUGUUUGCCAGUUACCUGUUUGGAAAGUUUGUGUAUGAACAGCUUAUUUGACAACUGUUGAAUUGUACAGAUAUUGUUCAUGAUAUAAGGCUUUGUACUGUGGAAUGUGCUUAAUAAAAAAAUUCUAAACUUCAUUUUA
Messenger RNA from Eublepharis macularius, 4517 nucleotides. RefSeq names its product F-box and WD repeat domain containing 11 (gene FBXW11). Gene Ontology annotation, molecular function: protein dimerization activity. The coding region runs from base 434 to 2029 and encodes 531 amino acids. Lineage: Eukaryota; Metazoa; Chordata; Lepidosauria; Squamata; Eublepharidae. The transcript has 15 exons. The record is from RefSeq and is a predicted model, not a curated record.